Messenger RNA from Apiotrichum porosum, 1089 nucleotides. RefSeq lists its product as uncharacterized. The record is from RefSeq and is a predicted model, not a curated record. The coding region runs from base 1 to 1089 and encodes 362 amino acids. Gene Ontology annotation, molecular function: protein binding. NCBI's taxonomy places the organism in Eukaryota, Fungi, Basidiomycota, Tremellomycetes, Trichosporonales, Trichosporonaceae. The transcript is spliced from 6 exons.
AUGGCCAUCCAACUGGACAGCGCCGACACGGCGGGACCAAGCACUGAAGGGCCAUCAGCAGCCUGCUUUCAGCCGGCAGCAACUCUGAAAGCCCACACUCGCGCCGUUACUGCAUUGCGCUUCAGCCAUGACGGUACAACACUCGUCUCGGCUGGCGCGGACGGAUACGUUCACUUCUGGAAUGCGGCAAACGGCGAGCACAAGCGGUCCCUUCGAGCUCAUAGGAUGGGCAUCAACGACAUGUCCUUGUCGCCAGACGGCUUGUACCUCGCCACCGCAAGCGACGACGGCACUGCACUGGUAUUUGCCAUGGAUCCACUGGCACAAUCACGACCCGGUCCACUGCGCACGUUGACGGGCCAUACAGCACCGGUGCUGUCCGUGGCCUUUGGACCGCGAGCCAACCUUCUUGCAACUGGAAGCUACGACGAGUCGGCGAUUGUAUGGGACUUGCGGCGUGGCAAGGCCAUCCAGACUCUGCCAGCCCACGCCGAGGCCAUCUGGACUGUCGGGUGGGACGCCGAGGGUGCGCUCGUCCUCACCGGCGGCGCGGACGGCUUGAUACGGUUAUGGGACGUGAACACGGGCCAGUGUCUGAAGACGUUUGACAACGAGUCCAACUCGCCGGUGUCGUCGGCCGCGUUCACUCCCUCGACAUUCUUCAUCAUGUCGGCCACUCUGUCCAGUACAAUCCGCAUAUACUCCCUGCACAACGGCAAGGUCCUCAAGACUCUCCAGGCGAGUGAGUAUGUCAGCGAGAAAUACCCGUGUCCCGCACUUGUGUUUGCCGGCCAGGCAGCACCUCAAGUCAACGGUCAUGCGGAAAAGGAUCCCAACUCGAUGGACGUCGACGACGGCGCACUGUCAGCAGCACCCGCGCCGGCAAGGAAGACACCGCGCCCUGCAUGGGUCGUUGCCGGUUCUGAAAAUGGCAAGACUAUAAUCUGGGACCUGCAGGAGCGCCGAGUCUUGCAGGUGCUCGAGGGACACACAAGCCCCGUCGUCGCGCUGGCUGUGCACCCCAGCGGCAAGUCGAUCGCCACGGGCUCGCUCGAGCCUGAGAAGAGCAUCAAGCUGUGGCACACAUAA